CGGAAAAUGAAGUUUGUUGUACGAGAAACUCCAGGGAAAAUACCUCCUACACGUUUUUGCAUUUGCCCACAUCAAGUCCUCCUUUGUCAAAAUAUGUGGCUGGGCUGAACUAAUUGUCAAUGGCGGAGACUUCCAUUUCUCCAAGAAACCAAUUCUGAUAUAUCUACUACAAUUGUUUACACCACCCAAACAAAUCUCUCUUUUAAUCUGUGUAAUAUUGAAUACUUCCUUUCUUUACCACAGCAAAGGGUCGAUUAUUUUCUGUUUUCUUUUUUCCUUUUUUGUCUCUGCCUGUGAUUGUGAUCACUGAUGAUGAAAUGCUUGAGACGCAAGAAGGAUAGGGAAGUGACAGAUGAGACAGCAUUCUUGAUAAAUGGAAGUAUGCUAUUGGAGAAAUUGGUUGCCUUCUGCAAUGGCAGGUGUAAUCCUAUCCGAAACUUCUCGGCAGAAGAGCUCGAGAAAGCUACAAACAACUAUGAUAAAAAGCAAGUCCUAAAGCUGGAUGGCUACUUCGAAUUGUACAAGGGUUUUCUUCAAGACCGCCCAGUAAUUGUUAAGAAGUUCGUUGAAAACCAGAUGGAACAAUUUGCCAUCAAUGAAAUUGUAUACGCCUCUGGGAUGAGUAAACAUAAAAAUGCUCUCAAGUUGUUGGGUAGCUGCUUAGAAACCCCUUGUCCCAUUCUUGUUUUCGAAUCUGCAGAGGAUAAAACUCUUGCUGAUCGUAUUCUAGAUCGUAAUGAUGCCUUCUUUCAGACUGUACCAUGGAAUUUGAGGUUAAAGAUUGCAGCAGAUAUUGCUAAUGUGGUGGUGUAUAUUCACACUGCAUUUCCAAGGCCUAUUGUUCAUAGAAACAUCAAAGCCUCAAAUAUAUUACUGGAUGAGAACUAUGUAGCUAAACUGUCCGAUUUUGCCCUGUGUGUGUCUAUUCCUGAAGGUAAGUCCCAUGUAAAGGAUCUUGUGGCAGGGACAGUAGGACUCAUUGCACCCGAGUCCUUGGCUGGAGGUUAUUUCAAUGAGAAGAGUGACGUUUAUAGCUUUGGUGUUACACUGCUUGUCCUUUUGACUGGACAGAGAUCAUCCGAUUUGUCACGUAAUGAAAAAGGAGAAGAAUUUCUUCUGGUGAAUCAAGUGAAAAAAUCUAUUGAAAUGAAUAUAUUUCGGGAGAUGGUGGAUCCCAUUAUUGUUGAAGAGGCAGCAAUGCUUGGGAAGGAGCAACAAUUGGAAGCUUUUCGAAGUCUUGCACUUAGAUGCAUUAAUGAUUCGGCAGAAGAUAGGCCAAUAAUGAUAGAAGUGGCAAAAGAACUUAGGCAUAUUUAUCAAUGUACAAUCUCUCCUUAUCAGCCUGCAGUCCAUCAAUCUUGAUUCUGACUUCGGUGCUAUUUUGCUUUUGUUAGUGAUGGAAUUUUUCUUUUUUUUUUUGAACAAUCUUUCCAGCAGUCUCUCUUUGUUUUCUACAGAAAUCCUUGAUAAUUUGGGCAGUAUUUAACUAAUCUUGUAUCAGAGGCGAUUCAAUUCAAUACAAAAAUUCAUAUCUGAGUACUAA
Messenger RNA from Hevea brasiliensis (rubber tree), 1543 nucleotides. Its product is annotated as non-functional pseudokinase ZRK2. The record is from RefSeq and is a predicted model, not a curated record. Gene Ontology annotation, molecular function: protein serine/threonine kinase activity; ATP binding. Gene Ontology annotation, cellular component: plasma membrane. Gene Ontology annotation, biological process: protein phosphorylation; cell surface receptor signaling pathway. The transcript has a single exon. Bases 310 to 1362 code for a protein of 350 amino acids. Lineage: Eukaryota; Viridiplantae; Streptophyta; Magnoliopsida; Malpighiales; Euphorbiaceae.